Messenger RNA from Kazachstania africana CBS 2517, 552 nucleotides. It is a transcript of the gene IMP3, whose product is annotated as snoRNA-binding rRNA-processing protein IMP3. The transcript has a single exon. The coding region runs from base 1 to 552 and encodes 183 amino acids. Gene Ontology annotation, molecular function: snoRNA binding; rRNA binding; structural constituent of ribosome. NCBI's taxonomy places the organism in Eukaryota, Fungi, Ascomycota, Saccharomycetes, Saccharomycetales, Saccharomycetaceae. Gene Ontology annotation, cellular component: small-subunit processome; Mpp10 complex; small ribosomal subunit. The record is from RefSeq and is a predicted model, not a curated record. Gene Ontology annotation, biological process: rRNA processing.
AUGGUUAGAAAGCUUAAAUAUCACGAACAGAAACUUUUGAAAAAGGUUGACUUCCUUGACUGGAAGCAGGACCAGGGUCACAGAGAUACUCAGGUUAUGAGAACGUAUCAUAUCCAAAAUCGUGAAGAUUACCACAAGUAUAACAGAAUGUGCGGUGAUAUCCGUCGUUUAGCGAACAAACUAUCUCUUCUGCCUCCAACUGAUCCAUUCCGUCACAAACAUGAGAAGUUACUGCUGGAAAAAUUAUAUAACAUGGGCAUACUCUCUACAAAAUCCAAAAUUUCUGAUUUAGAGAACAAAGUUACCGUAAGCGCCAUAUGCAGAAGAAGAUUACCGGUUAUUAUGCACAGACUAAGGAUGGCUGAGACAAUACAGGACGCAGUGAAAUUCAUCGAACAAGGUCAUAUUCGUGUUGGUCCAAAUUUGAUAAAUGACCCAGCUUAUCUUGUUACUAGAAACAUGGAAGAUUACGUCACAUGGGUUGAUAACUCCAAGAUCAAGAAGACUGUUCUAAAGUAUAGAAACAAAAUUGAUGAUUUCGACUACGCCUAA